Lytechinus pictus (painted urchin) is the source of this 4040-nucleotide messenger RNA. RefSeq lists its product as uncharacterized. The coding region runs from base 257 to 2569 and encodes 770 amino acids. The record is from RefSeq and is a predicted model, not a curated record. Lineage: Eukaryota; Metazoa; Echinodermata; Echinoidea; Temnopleuroida; Toxopneustidae. The transcript has 2 exons.
AUCAAGCGCUGAGUGUUGCGACAUAUCCCCAAAUUACCGUGAAUUAGAACCUACGGUGACGUGACUUUGAAGUCAAACGACUCGGUGUACUUGAAUUGUUGGUAACCAGCUGCAUUAGCUAGAAUAACCAAAGCAAAGAGAAUAUUGGAGGGAGUCUUCACGUAUUGUUGGAACUAAGCAGAAACUUUAUUUACUGUUAUAUACCAUGCGAGAGUGAGUAUAUACGUUAGUAGUUGAUAUCAGACGAUAAAUCAGUAUGGCAAGGCUACAUUUUCUAUGGUUAGUGCUUUUAGCACUUUUCACGGCGGAGAAUACCCGCGGACAGUACCAGGCUUAUACCGUACAGGACAUUGCAGAUUUGCAGAACACAGUAUUAUAUGAAGUGUUCGACUACUUCUAUUUUGCCCAGGAGCAGCAGCUCACAACUGUAUUCGAGCGUCUUGCUAACAUUGAGAGUCGACUACAGGUGGUGAUGGAUGCUCUCGGGUUACAUGAACAAGAGGCACCUGAUGAAGUGGACAUUGUUCGACAAACUCAACCACCAACUCUUCCACCGCGUAGACAAACUGAACCACCUGAACCUGUGGUGACCUACCCGCCAUUCAUUCAACCUCCCCCUAAGCCUAAUCGAGGGAAUAGAAAGCCAAAACCUCGACCAACACCACCGCCUCCGGAGACACCAGAACCACAACCGCCAACUCGAAGACCAAAACCAAGACCUCGACCUCGACCAGAACCUACAACACGACCAACAACACGACCAACCACGCGUCCUACAACACAACCCACCACGACCCCAACAACGAGACCAACAACGCAACCUACUACCACACCACCAACGACCCCACCUCCUGCCCCUAGCACCUGUGCAGAUAUCUACGAUCAAGGUCUGUACUCUCCAAGUCAAACCAUGUACGCCAUAGAUCCUUUGCAAAAGGCAAAGUUCGUUUACGUCAAAUGUGAAUUAUCCGAGACGGACGGUUCACAGAAGAUGAUGACCAUCGUUGAGCAUACAAAGAUGGCUACCAAGAAGGUCACAGGAUUCGAAAACCGUGGUGACUUUAGCCUUGAACCGGUCUACAACGCAACCCUCAAGCAACUACGUGGUAUAACGGCUGCUUCAGAAUCCUGUUCGCAGUACAUCGAAUACCGCUGUCGAGGAGCAUCGCUGAUGGGUCGACCACCAAGGGGUGGUGAAACGUACGGAUUCUGGGUGGAUGUUAAUGGUGAGGAGGUUGAGUCUUGGGGAGGUGCUCCCACUAAUAGUAGAAUGUGCGCUUGUGGUGUUGAUGGUACAUGCGAGGGAUCGGGCUCCUGUAACUGUGAUGCGAACUCCAAGACAUUCAUGACAGAUGCUGGUCCAAUAUCGGAUAAAGAGAGACUUCCUGUCAUGGAUGUAAGGCUUGGUGAUACAGGUGGUAAGAAGGAGACUGGCUAUAUCAAGUUAGGACCACUAAGAUGCACAUACAUGGCAAAGUCGAAAAUGAUUGGAGCGCUGUUGUGUGUGAUGAUGAUCAAUGUAGUGAAGGGGCAAACCUACACAGUACAGGACAUAGCAGAUAUGCAAAACCAGGUAAUCUACGAACUGUUUGAUUAUUUCCAUUUCUCCCAAGAGAGGCAGCUCACUACCGCCUUUGAAAAACUCAAGCAGAUUGAAGGCCGUCUACUACAAGCAGAGCGAGCUCUCGGGAUUGACGGGAGUAACGCCCCUGCUGUACCUGGCUUUGUCCGACCGACGUCGGUAUAUCGCCCUGAUCCAGCUCGUCGUAAUGAGUACCAUAGACGGAAACCACCUCAGGCGUCACGCGCAACGGCAUUCCCGCGUAACCUUCCGGUUGGACGCGUGACGCCGGCCCCACCGCGUCCACCAACCUGGGCACCACCCAGACAACCUCAGACCACCCUCGCCCCUAAUCCACCCACUCGUCCACCCUACGCAAAGACAUGUGCUGAGAUUAAUGAGCAAGGUCUUCUAUCACCUGAUAUCCCUAUGUAUUCUAUAGAUCCUCUGAAUGACAAUAACCUGGUGAAUGUUGUAUGUGAAAAAGGGAGACGUCUUGAUGGUACCCAGACGGUUUAUACCGUCAUAGGACAUUCACAGUUGAGAGGUGUCGACAAAGAGAUCUUGGUGACAGGACACGAGAGUCCAGGAUCGUAUAGUCUCAAACCUGUAUACGACGCGAACAAGAAGCAAUUGAAGGCUGUGACCGCUUCAUCGAGUUCUUGUGAACAGUUUAUCUCCUACCGGUGUCAGGGUUCAGUUCUUAUGCAACGGUCACCUGAGACAGGUACAACGUAUGGCUGGUGGGAAACCAUAGACGGUGAUCGGGUUGAGAGUUGGGGUGGUGCACCUUUCAAUAGCAGUAUGUGUGCUUGUGGAGUGAGGAGAAGGUGUACAGAUCGACGACGACCGUGUAACUGCGACGCCAACAAGAUGUCAUCGGAUGAAGGCUUCAUCAUGGAUAAAGAAUUUCUUCCAGUUAGUGAUGUGCGAUUGGGUGAUACUGGUGGUAAAAAGGAGAAAGGUUUCCUCGAACUCGGACCUCUCCGCUGUGAAGGUUUAGCCUAGUAGUUCACUGAUGGUCAUCGAUGACGAUGACUACCACCAGGCAAUGACACAUACAGUACAUGUUUACCAUGAAUAGUCGGAUUGAACAGUUUUUAUUUUAAUGAUACAUAAAAAAUGAAAUGAAUCAUAAUCCACCCUGAUGAUGUUAAGUAUUUGCUGUCGACGUUUUUAAUUUGCAUAUAGCAAUAUUCAAUCGUAGAAAUGUGUAGUACAUGGCUAAAAAAUAUUGUAGCAUCAUCAUUAAGGGGAUAUGUCUUACCUGUAUUCUAGUUCUAUUUUUUUUCUAGAAUGGUGGGUUGGCCCUAUUUCACAUAGUCAUUUGCUUCCCUUUUUCUUAUGUUAUUUGACUGAUGCGACGGUGAUGGCCGUUACGAGAACAUACCAAUGUCUGUAUCAAUCUGAAAAAUAUGUAUUUUUGAUGAAUCGGAGUUAUUUUAGGCUUCAAGGACAAAAUUUGCUAAUGCCAAAAUUACAUUAAUAUAAAUGUUUACUGCUGAGAUAAAAUGAGUGUCGUUGAAUAACAUGGUGGCAUAUUUUCUCUCUAGGGAAAUGUAUUUCUAUAUUUUGAGCAGAAAUGUGCCUCCGUAUCUUAACUUGUUGAUGAAUGAAUCGUCGUCGUGUUUAAGCCACGUUCACACCAACGGGACCGACCAAAUAGUAUGCAUAUUUCCAAUGACAUAUCAUCGAUUGGUCUGGAGUCGGUUUCGUGGGUAUGACUGUACAAGUUUUUUGGGGAGCAUUUUAUGAAAGGACUUGUCAGACCUUUUAUCGGACAGGUACUGUUUUAUCCGACAGUUACCAUGGUAACAGUGACUCUAAGCCAAUCAUUCUCAAAGAGAGUAGUCAGACCUGACAACUUGUCGGAGGAAAACAUUGAUGAAAGGCUCCCCUGAUUGAUACUUUUUGCAAAAAUGUUGGGUGUUCAUUUUACUGGUCACUCAGAUUUUUUUUUAAUUAGAUAAAUAGGGAAACACUAAAAGACAUAUGACAUGGAUGAGGAAAUUGAAAAUUAAAAAAAAAAUAAUAGCUUCCGUUCUGUACAUUUUACUUCAUAAUUUAUAUAGUAUUAACAAGCUUAUUUACGUUGUUUUUUCGAUUUAAUCGGGAAAGGCAGAAGAGCGUACGAUGUUUCUUUAAAAACAUGUUAAUAAUUUUUUUAUUCCAAUCAUACUAGAAGUAUAGAUUAUUAAACGCUCAUGGUCUACAAGACCUCUAAUAAAUUCAAAUGUUUAUAUUCUGAUGUUUGUUUCAUCAUAAAAUUGUCAUUCUAUACUUAAUCAAAAGUAAAAGAGAACCUUAGAAUUUACGAUCAUGGAUAAAAGUAGUGGAAAAUGUUAUUCUAUUUACAGAAAAUCAUUUUGAAAAUAUCUUGCAUCGACAAAAGAUUUUUUUUUUAAUUAAAAAGAUGAAAAAUUGAUACUUGGUAUUUACUAAAUUCCUUCAAAAAAUGAAAUAUGAUCCUAUGCCAAAA